AUGACAGCCAUCUCUAUUUGGGACCUUAUCAAAUGCAUAGCAGCAGCAAUGCAGAGAAUGUCUGGACCGAUCAGCGUCUUUUCUGAAGCAGAUGCCGAAAGCUGGACUAAUAUUUGUAUUGUGGCAUUCAACUAUCUCAUAUGCUUUUCCACGUACGUUACAAGUGUGCUAGCAGCUUAUGUUGCUGUGGAGAGAUGUUUGUGUGUGUGCAUUCCGUUCAAGGUGAAAUGGUUGCUCACACCCAAAGUCACUUUUAGCGUCUGCCUGUUCAUAUCAUUGUUUAUAUUUGGUUGGUUUGCCGUGUUGUUUGGCGUUUACGACAUUGUGUGGGUCAUGAAUGAGACGUACAACAAAAGUGUAGCCAUUUACCAGAAUAAUGCGUUUUACUACGCCAACCAGGGCCCUUUGUUUGAAUACUACAAUUUAUCUGGCAUACUCUGGCCAUUGGUGAGUUUUGCAGUGAUCGUAGUUUGUACAACAGUUAUCGCAUACAAAUUACAAGAGAGCUCCAAAUUCCGCUCAGGGAGAGCAGAAGUUAAAGUUGAAACUGCUAACCAAUUGAGUAAUCGAGAUCGACAAGUCAUCAAGAUGCUCAUGGUUAUAAUCGGAGUCUACGUUGUGGGUUUGUCCCCGCGAAUUGGUUUGUACCUGGCCAAAUACCUAAUUUACGACUUCUAUUUCCUAAGAAGAUAUCACAACAUAUUUAUGUUUGUUAGUUAUGUGCUGUGGAUCUUUGACCUCAGUAACGGAGCUGUGAAUUUUUUUGUGUUUUACUCCAUGAGUACUUCGUUCAAAACUACAUUUCUAAAUAUGUUCAGAAAUACAAAACUGGCAAAAACGAUAACCCAUAAAAGCAGUGAACACAAAUCAUCUACCAGUCAAACUAGCUUCUAG
Candidula unifasciata is the source of this 894-nucleotide messenger RNA. The record is from the annotation of a GenBank genome assembly. Lineage: Eukaryota; Metazoa; Mollusca; Gastropoda; Stylommatophora; Geomitridae.